AUGGGCAUUGUGACAUUUUUUGCUCUCUAUUCCAGUAUGGGACUUUGGUCCAGAAUACCUCCAACAUCUGCCAGCUCCAUCAUGAUAUUGUUUCUUGUGAAACAGUAUUUUCACUCCCAGGCCAAAGGUUCUCUGCUGGAAAAAACCACUACUGGAUGGAACAAAUAUAAACAGGAAUGCUUGAAAAUGCUGCAGGAAUCAUCUGUAGAUAGUGGAGUAUAUUGUAAUGGGACGUUUGAUCAAUUUGUUUGCUGGCCUUAUUCACCCCCAGGAAAUGUCUCUGUUCCUUGUCCUUCAUAUUUGCCAUGGCUGGAAAAUGGAAGUGUAGGACAUGUAUACAGAGUCUGCYUGGAUGAAGGGAUUUGGCAAACAAAGGAAAAUUCCACAGACAUUUGGCGGGAUAGUUCAGAAUGUUCUGAGAAAAAUCAUUUUCAAGAAAAAGAAGAAGAACAUAAACUACUUACCACAUUACAGYUGUUAUACACUAUAGGAUAUUACUUUUCUCUCAUCUCACUGGUGUUAGCUCUGCUUAUACUUUCUUUACUCAGAAAACUUCACUGCACAAGAAACUACAUCCAUAUGAAUUUAUUUGCAUCUUUUAUCUUGCGUGCCAUAGCAGUUCUUGUAAAAGAUGCUGUAUAUUACAAUAUUUACUCAAAAAGACCAAAUGAUGAAACUGGAUGGAUAUUAUACCUCAGUCCAGAGAUUGUAAUCCUUUGCAGGACUGCCCAGUUUUUCAUGCAUUACUUUGUUGGGGCAAAUUACUUUUGGCUAUUAGUAGAAGGAAUUUAUCUGCAUACAUUAUUGAUAACUGUGGUACUCUCUGAAAGACGACUGCUACAGACAUACAUUGUGAUAGGAUGGGUUGUUCCAAUCCUGUUUGUGGGCCCUUGGGGAAUAAGCAGAUCCAAACUGGAGAAUACUGGGUGCUGGGGAACAAAUGAACACAUGGGGAUCUGGUGGAUCAUCCGGGGACCAAUGUUGUUUUCCAUUGCAGUUAACUUUGGCAUCUUCUUAAAAAUUCUCAGAAUGCUGAUUUCCAAACUAAAAGCUCAGCAAAUGACUUUUCAUGACUACAAGUACAGAUUGGCAAGAUCUACACUUGUGUUAAUUCCAUUGUUGGGGAUCCAYGAAUUUGUAUUUACAUUCAUCACUGAUGAACAGGUGGAAGGACUUUCAAGACACAUAAGACUUUUCAUUCAGCUGACAAUGAGCUCAUUUCAUGGUUUUUUGGUAGCAGUUCUUUAUUGUUUUGCUAACGGAGAGGUGAAAGCAGAGCUCCAGAAGCAGUGGUCCCGUUUCYUGCUGGCAGAUCCCUUUGGCUGCAAACUCUGCUUUCUUGGGGAAAACAUAAAAUACCUCAGGAAAUGUUCACAGAAACGAAAAAAACAGCACCUCAGCAGCAAACACCACUUUUGCCUGGAGGUGAGCAAGCCCUGGGACAUGCAGCUGCAGCGGGUGCUGGGGAGGCAGAGGACAGAGCUUAAGSCAGGACACGGCUGUGUGCUCCCAUCCUGCCCACAGAUGAGCAUGUCCGACAGCAGCGAGGGAGAGGUGACCACCGGAGAGACAACUGAGGAAGUCUUUGAGGAAAGUGAAAUUUAGAAAGAGAUCCACUGAGACAGCACC
Molecule: messenger RNA, 1629 nt
Organism: Malurus melanocephalus (red-backed fairy wren)
Lineage: Eukaryota; Metazoa; Chordata; Aves; Passeriformes; Maluridae
Gene: GLP2R
Product: glucagon like peptide 2 receptor
Exons: 13
Coding region: 1-1605 (534 amino acids)
Biological process (GO): adenylate cyclase-modulating G protein-coupled receptor signaling pathway; cell surface receptor signaling pathway
Cellular component (GO): plasma membrane
Molecular function (GO): glucagon receptor activity; peptide hormone binding
Source: RefSeq, a predicted model, not a curated record